Messenger RNA from Pangasianodon hypophthalmus (striped catfish), 1483 nucleotides. It is a transcript of the gene atf7ip2, whose product is annotated as activating transcription factor 7 interacting protein 2. The record is from RefSeq and is a predicted model, not a curated record. Gene Ontology annotation, molecular function: transcription coregulator activity; protein binding. NCBI's taxonomy places the organism in Eukaryota, Metazoa, Chordata, Actinopteri, Siluriformes, Pangasiidae. The transcript has 12 exons. The coding region runs from base 153 to 1205 and encodes 350 amino acids. Gene Ontology annotation, cellular component: transcription regulator complex; nucleus. Gene Ontology annotation, biological process: regulation of DNA-templated transcription.
AAGAAGCCACGCCCCCUUUAUUUGGUUUGGGUCCGUUGCUGUAAUAGAAGCUGCAGCUUUAAAAAAAUAAUAAUAAUAAAUUUAAAAAAAAAAAAAACUGCGUGAAACUCCCACUGAAGCGGGCUGGACAUUUAUUUGUGGUGUUUUAGAAAAUGACAAGUAUGAAGAAGAGACGAUGUGAUGACGGGUCUGAAAAACCAGCCGCCGCUCUAAACCUCUCUACAGCCGAGGUUCAGGAGCUGAUCUCCAGAGAGGUGCAGUCUGCCCUGGAGCAGUCCGACAAAAUGAUGAAAGCUCUGAUGGAGAGAAUUCAGGAGGUCGAUAACGAACCCAGAUACGACGCGAGAAUCCGGAAGCUCGAGGCACACGUUAGGAAGGUGAAGCGAAGAGGAGACGCCGUGUUCGCGGACAUACGGAAACGGGGAAUCUUGGAAGCGGGCCAGGAACAGAAUCUCUCCCCGUCACCUGAGAUCAAAAAGGAGGCAAAAAUCCUAAACAUGACCAGUUCUGCUAACGGAGGGAUUUCCGGCUCGUCGAGGACAUCAGGAGACGUCACCAGUGAAGGAGGAGCGACGAGGAAACCUAAAGAAGGCUUCUGGCAGAGUUUGCGCACGAAGAAUCAGAUUGUGGACCUGACAGAUGACGGAGAAGUGUGCAGACAAAAUGGGACCAAGCACAGCGAUUCACCCCAAACAUCAUCACAGGACAACGUGGACAGCAGACCAUCUCCAAUGGAAGGCGGUGAGAUUCCGUGCCCUGUAGUGAUGGAGAAAAAAACACCUGAGGCGCAGGAAGCAGAGGCGGCCCUGCAGUCCAGACUUCCGCCGUUCCCACACACUCCGUUCCCGCACCAGCUUCCCGUCGCGGCCGCCAGCAAAUCCGUGCCUCAGAAGCCCAUCGUGAAAGUGGCACGCAUCAAAAACCCACGAGGAAUCGCGCUGCUCUGGAACGUGGAGGAGGAAGACCCGGACGCCGCCGCCAUGGACUGCUACUACAUCUACGUAACGCAGGAGCGCAACGACGGAACUUUCUCCAAAUGGAAAAACAUGGGCGUGAUCAAAGCCAUGCCUCUGCCGAUGGCCUGCAGGGUGGCGGCCGAACGCGCCGGAGACAAAACGCUGUGUUUCAUCAUCAUCGGGAAGGACGUGUACGGCCGCUACGGUCCCUACAGCGACGUCCACACCGUGUGGGCCGGCGAAACGUGAACUUUACGUAUUUUUAUAAAGUAUUCGUUUUAGUAAAGCAUCAGCGAGACGAGCUGCUCAGCAUAGAACAGACUUUUAAAGAUUACUGAAAUUAGUAUUAAUUCUCUCUUUUUUUUUUUUUUUUUUGUGUAAGGUAAAUUGUUUGAUAUUAUUACAAUAAAAUGUAUUCUACUGAUGAAAUUCUCUACUUUCUCAGUGAAACCUGGUUUAUACGAGACCACAGCUAAACAUCUGCAGUUAUACGGACAUGCGUUUAAAGCUGGAAAAUGGGCAGGCAG